AUGACAACAGCUGCCAGACCAACUUGGGAUACUGCUAGAGGUGGUAGUGGUAAAGGAGAAAAUGACCUUAGUGCUCUUUCUAAACAAUAUUCUAGUAGAGAUCUACCAGCCCACACUAAAUUAAAAUACAGACAAGAAGGACAGUCUAAUUACAGUGAAGUUAGAGGACGUGAUUUCAGAAGAGAAUUAGAAGAUAGAGAAAGAACAGCCAGAGAUAAAAGAGAUGGCAGAAGGGGUGGAGGUUUAUAUCAUUACUUUGACUAUUUUUCUUCAGAUUCAAGUACAUCCAGUAGUAAAAGACCUAGAUUAGAUCAGAUCCCAGCAGCCAAUUUAGAUGCAGAUGAUCCUGUUGAUGAGGAUGAAGAUGAGGAUAGUUCUGAUGAUGAAGACGAUACAGCAGAAUUAUUAGCUGAAUUACAGAAGAUUAAAAAAGAAAGAGCUGCUGAAAGAGCUAAACAGGAAUCAGAGAGAAAAGUGGAAGAAGAAAGAAUUAGAACAGAGAAUAUUUUAAAAGGAAACCCACUUUUAAACCAAAGUGAAAAACAAGAUUUUAAAGUUAAAAGAAGAUGGGAUGAUGACGUUGUAUUUAAAAAUUGUGCUAAGGGUGAAGAGGAUAAAAAGACAAAAGGUUUCAUCAAUGACACAUUACGUUCUCAAUUUCAUCGGAAAUUUAUGGAGAAAUAUGUCAAGUGA
This is a messenger RNA of Lottia gigantea (owl limpet), 693 nucleotides long. RefSeq lists its product as hypothetical. Bases 1 to 693 code for a protein of 230 amino acids. Lineage: Eukaryota; Metazoa; Mollusca; Gastropoda; Lottiidae. The transcript has 6 exons. Gene Ontology annotation, biological process: mRNA cis splicing, via spliceosome. Gene Ontology annotation, molecular function: RNA binding. Gene Ontology annotation, cellular component: catalytic step 2 spliceosome. The record is from RefSeq and is a predicted model, not a curated record.